Molecule: messenger RNA, 1031 nt
Organism: Poecile atricapillus (Black-capped chickadee)
Lineage: Eukaryota; Metazoa; Chordata; Aves; Passeriformes; Paridae
Gene: TBCB
Product: tubulin folding cofactor B
Exons: 6
Coding region: 249-986 (245 amino acids)
Biological process (GO): cytoplasmic microtubule organization; tubulin complex assembly; post-chaperonin tubulin folding pathway
Cellular component (GO): cytoplasm; microtubule plus-end; nucleus
Molecular function (GO): alpha-tubulin binding; microtubule plus-end binding
Source: RefSeq, a predicted model, not a curated record
UUGGCCGCUCCCUCACCGGUCCCGGCUGUGGCGGCCCGUGAAGGUUCCAGAAGCGGCUCCGGUUCGGGCGGGCCCGGAACCGUUCGGGGCUCCCGGUUCGGGGGAGCCGGCGGCUCCCGGAGGGGCUCCCGCUUCGGGGGAGCCGGAGGAGCUCCCGGAGGGGCUCCGGGAGGGGCCGGGCGUGUCCGGGAGCCCGGUUCGGUCCGGGUUGGGCGGGGCCGGCUCGGUACCGGCUCGGUAGCGGGGCCAUGAACGGCGGCGGGGCCGGGCCGGGCCCGGUGUGGCUGGCGGUGAGCAGCUCCCUGAACGCUUUCCGUGCCUGCAAACGCUUCUCGCCCGCGCUCACCAUCGCCGAGCUCAAGUGCAAACUGGAGCUGGUGGUGGGCUCCCCAGCCUCGUGCAUGCAGCUGGAGCUGUUCGGGGCCCAGGACGAGCCCCUGGGGCCGCUGGACUGCGACGAGGCCCUGCUGGGCUCCUUCCCCAUCAGCGACGGCUGCAGGGUGCACGUGACCGACCGCAGCGGGGCCCGUGCGGGGCAGUUUGAGGACCUGAGCCAGGUGGCCAAAUACGAGAUGGCCGAGAGUGACUACGACAAGAGGACAGAGUCCAUGCGCUCGUUCCUGCGGCAGCGCUCCUGGGGCCGUUGGGAUCAGGAUCGGGAGCGGGAGCGGGAGCGGGAUCGGGAGCAGCGCCGGGCGCAGGAGGCGGCGGCGGCGGCGUCGUUGCCGCUCGGCGCUCGCUGCGAGGUUCGUGUCCCGGGCCAGCCCCGCCGCAGGGCCACCAUCGCCUUCGUGGGCGAGACGGAUUUCAAGCCGGGGUUCUGGGUUGGGGUGCGCUACGACGAACCGCUGGGCAAGCACGACGGGAGCGUGGGCGGCCGCCGUUACUUCGAGUGCCCCCCGAAAUACGGCGCCUUCGUCAAGCCCCACAACGUCGUCCCCGGCGAUUUCCCCGAGGAGGACGACGGCCUGGACGACGAACUCUGACGGGACCCCCAAAAUCCCCCCAAAAAACCCCAAAAUCCCCCCAAA